Dicrocoelium dendriticum is the source of this 1509-nucleotide messenger RNA. Lineage: Eukaryota; Metazoa; Platyhelminthes; Trematoda; Plagiorchiida; Dicrocoeliidae. The record is from the annotation of a GenBank genome assembly.
AUGUGUAAGCGGCGGAAGCAUUUCAGCAUGCUGCUUCUGUUAUUAUUGUUCUGUGAGGAAUCUGCAAUUACCCACCCUAGCCCGGAUAAACGAAACUCCAGUUCCCAUUUAAGCAUCAUGGAGUAUUUGACUAAACAUGAAUCGCACCCUAUCGACUUGUGGCCAGACACACUCCUCCUAGGCCGCCCUGUGUUCCCGCACCUCGACGCUUCACCGCUUCCAGCACUCCAUUCCCCUCCUCCCCCCCCCGCGCACGGCUCGCGCCCGUCUCGCUCUCCCCAAUGCUCCUUCUGCCUCCUCAGCUCUGCAGCACCCCGCGAGGCCGGAACCUCCCGGCCCCUUCCCCCACCCUCAGCUCGCGUGCUUUUGUUCCUACCGCACAAUCGUUCUUCCUUCCCCUCUCCGACAUCCCUUCCCUCCUAUUCCACGCAUCUCCUCCACGCCCGGCCAUGGGCUUUGACCUACACCCCCGACCUCGUGGCCUCUUGCCGCCCCUGCAUGUCCCAACGCUCAAUAAGCCUGACGCUCCACACCCCACCCGGCCUCACCACCUCUCCUCUCGGAUCUCACAGGCGCCACCCUGCGCGCGCUCCUACCUAUUUUUAUGUUUGCUCCCCCGGUCCGGCUAUACCUCAUUCUCUUUAUGUUCCCCUCAUCCUCCCCGCCGCACCGCACCCCCCGUCUCGGCCCACCACCCCCCCCUAUUCGUCAUUUUCUAUAUACACCGCAUUCAACUUGCUCGGCCACCCCACCCCCCCCUCCGUACCUGCCCGCCCCGGUGACAUUAGUGCCAUUUGCUCUCUCGGCGGCCCCCAGGCCACCCCACACAUGUCAUCCCCUUUGCCCCAUUCCCUCCCCGCACAGGCUUCUGACGACUACUCCUCCUCUCUCCCCCCCGUCCCACCUCCUAGCCCGGCGACUCGCCUCGGAACACCCUAUUCGCCGGAUAUCGCCCCGUCACCGCCUCCCCCUAUGACUGGCAGCCCAGCGCUAUCCUCACGACCGAUUCGCGUAUUCCUCACGCGACCUUGUUUCUUUCAACCCUCCCGCUCCGGGCCGCUUCCCCCGCUGCCCAGGGGCCAAGCGCCCGCCCAUUCCCUUACUGUCCCCUUUCCUUCCGGCUAUGGGAUACAGCCGCGCCAGGUUCCCGCCCCUUAUAUUGUUCCCAAGGCAGUAGAUUCCGGUCGCGACGUGUGUGCAAACGCCAGGGCCCCCCCUUUCGAUUCCACCCAACCUUGCCCCAUCACCGCCAACCUGGAGCCCCUCCCUGCCUCCCACGCACUAGUUGGCGGAAAGAUAUUUCGUUACCUAUUUCGCCGCCAUUCUCUGAGGUACCUAUUCUCGGUCGCCUCCGUCCCCCGACCCUCGGACGGGCCCUCUGCCCCCGGCACCUGCGCAGAACGCCGGUACCACCCUUCCACCUUAAUGUUCCGCCUAGCGACGUUACUGGCUGGUCGGGCCCCCGACCCCCGGGUGCCGCCCGAGCAUGCUGCCGCUGUGGUCCUUUAG